UGUGCGUGUGUGCGUGUGUGGACGAAAGAGAAGUAGAGAACGCGGAAGGAAGGAUUCGCCGCGGCCGCGCCGUGGUGAACAGCAGUGGUGAACAAUCGCUACAAAUCGCCGCAAAUCGCCGGGACUUGGCAGCCCAAGUCGCGCUCCUAACUGCUCCGGAUGAUCGAUAGCACGGAGGAUGCACGCGGGUACGCGGUUAUUCUCGACGCCCGGCCAAGAAUGAAGAGGUAAAAGAUCGCUUGGGAAGGCACGCUUGAAAGAUGAAGAUAUAAAUCGAUGUCAACGACGACAAUUUUGUUAUUUCGUUUCGCACGAGAGUCGAAUCUGGACUUUUAAAUAUGCCACACCAAUUUGGACUGCCAACGAUGGCACAUGGUAUGCAAUCUCCGCCCUCGCCGACCUCGGUCAUGUCCGUUUAUCCUCGAUUCGGCUCCGGCAUCUACAGGGCCGAUCACCAGGACCAGCGACUUACCCGGGAGGCGAUGGAACGUUAUCUACGCGACCGUAGCGACAUGGUGAUUGUAAUCCUACAUGCCAAGGUUGCGCAAAAAUCAUAUGGGAAUGAGAAACGUUUCUUCUGCCCACCACCCUGUAUCUAUCUAUUUGGCGAUGGUUGGAGGAUGCGUCAGGAGCAAAUGUUGCGCGAAGGCGAGAGCGAGCAAAGCGCUCAGCUAUGCGCUUUCAUCGGCAUUGGUAAUUCAGAUCAGGACAUGCAACAACUGGAUUUGAACAACGGCAAACAGUACUGCGCGGCAAAGACCCUUUACAUCUCUGAUUCGGACAAGCGCAAGCACUUUAUGCUCUCUGUCAAAAUGUUUUAUGGCAGUGGCCACGACAUCGGCGUGUUUCACAGCAAACGUAUCAAGGUCAUCUCGAAGCCGUCCAAGAAGAAACAGUCUUUGAAAAACGCAGAUCUGUGCAUUGCCAGUGGCACGAAAGUGGCGCUCUUCAAUCGACUGCGAUCGCAGACGGUUAGUACGCGCUACCUUCACGUGGAGAAUGGCAAUUUUCACGCGAGCUCGACGCAAUGGGGUGCGUUUACCAUCCAUCUCUUGGACGAUAACGAGAGCGAGUCGGAAGAGUUUCAAGUGCGCGACGGUUACGUCCACUACGGCAGCACCGUGAAACUGGUAUGCUCUGUCACAGGAAUGGCUCUGCCGCGACUGGUGAUUCGCAAGGUAGAUAAACAAAUGGCCAGUCUGGAGGCGGACGAUCCUGUAUCGCAGUUGCACAAGUGUGCCUUUUAUAUGAAGGACACGGAUCAUAUGUACCUGUGCCUGUCGCAGGAGCGUAUAAUACAAUUUCAGGCUACGCCUUGCCCAAAGGAAGCAAACAAGGAGAUGAUCAACGACGGCGCCUGCUGGACCAUCAUUAGCACCGACAAGGCAGAAUAUCAAUUCUUUGAGGGUAUGGGCCCGGUACGGUCACCGGUGACGCCGGUACCACUGGUCCACAGCCUACAUCUCAACGGCGGCGGCGACGUGGCGAUGCUCGAGCUGACGGGCGACAAUUUCACGCCAAACCUGCAAGUCUGGUUUGGCGACGUGGAGGCCGAGACUAUGUACAGAUGCCAAGAGAGCAUGCUUUGCGUCGUACCGGACAUCUCGCUGUUCCGUGGCGAGUGGCUCUGGGUACGUCAGCCGACGCAAGUGCCGGUCUCUCUCGUACGCAACGAUGGCAUCAUUUACGCGACUGGUCUAACUUUUACGUAUACGCCCGAGCCAGGACCGCGUCCGCACUGUCCGCCCGCCGACGAGAUUAUGCGAGCGCCACGUGCCAUGCACAAUCAAGCCAGUAUACCGCCUGCCGCGAUGCCCGCCGAUGUGCCCUGGAACACUCAUGGACAGCCACCGCAAUCGGGUCUCUGAUGUCUCCUAGAAAACCGUCAUAACGCGAACCAAAGUUUACGAUAUACUAAUGAUACGGAUGGUGUAACGCCCACUGUCGUGUCUCACAACGACGACGAUCGCGACGACGAUCACAAUGACGACGAUGACGACGAUGACGACGACGACGACGACGACAACGACGACAACGACACAAGUGAGAGCGAUGAUGAUUGCUCGUAUCUGACGAAAGAUUUAUUUCUCGAAAUCAAUGGUGAUACGGCGCGAUGCGGUGCGAACUUGGACAAUACGAAAACGUAGCGUAUCGCUCAAUGCAUCCGACGUGAUGCGACGACGAUGAGGCGCGUCGAAUUUUGCGCGCGCUAGAAAUCGUGGAACUAGACUUGCAACUUGUUAAGAUACAGAUUUACAGAGAUAAUAAUUUAUCAUAGCAAUCCUAUAGGUUUAACGGCUUACGCUAGCGUGUAUAGACUGAGUCGCGAGUAUACGAUGAUGGAUAAUAGAAUUUUUGGGAAAAGCAAACGAAAUUAUAAUAUUUCAUUUACAUGAUAAAAGUUUUGAUCGUUUCUAUGAUGUCUCCUAUAGGGAAACAUUUUCCUUGUAAUUUCCUCCUCAUCUCAUCUAGCACUUUAAGAAAGAUACAAAACUAUCAAACGAUUAGUAACGUUAAUGACGAGUAAUAGGGGUAACACAGUCUUGGUCUAUACAUCCGCAUAUCGGUCACCGAACGAUGGUUGUGCUUUUAACAUUGUAUUUGUUACGAAAGAAGCUGUCGCUGCGCUUGGAAUUCGGUAUAACGGAUCUCGAAGUUUUACAACUGGGCGUUUGCUACAUUGUUACGAUCGUAUCAUAAAUUCUAAUUUUUUUAAAUACGUCAGUUUUAUUCGUUUUAUCUUAUCAACAGAAUAUUAUUUCGUAAAAAAAAAAGAAAAAAACAGAUUUACAAGAACGAUCGAGAACUUGUACCGAAAUCCGAGCGUUGCUUCGCGUGAAUGGUCUAUCCUGUACAAAGUUAGAUAGGGACAAGGUACGUGAUGUAUUUUUGAACCCGCGCACGACGGCCUCGGCAUUUGGUACAUUUGUAAAUUCAUAUACGCGCGAUGUCCAUAGUUUCUUCAUUAUUUAUUAGGAGAUGCAUAUACUUUCAUUGAAUGAAAACGUGCGUGAAUCGGCGCUGAUUGUGAAAACGAUCAGAGAUUGAUAGAGUCAGUAGAUGGUGUGCGUGCAUGCGUGUGCGCGCGCACACGCGUUAUUGUAUGUAUAUAGUAUCUUAAUGUACGUACAGCACUUAUUGUGAUUACAAUUAUGUGAAUCCCGGUGUAACAAUUGCGUUAAAUGUUUUAGAGAUGCUCGCGUAAAAUUAAUUUUUGAUUAUCCAACUUUCAUAAAUAAAAUAAAAUGUAGACAAAACGAAACAAAUUCCUUUAGCAUUAGAUACUUAUAUGGCAUAUUGCACAUAUUUUUACGUAUUUUUCUUUAUAAAAAAUAUGAAUAUCGGAAAUCACAAUGUUCGAACGAGUGGAUGGAUCUUUAAAUUACAUUGUGCAUGAAUGGUGCGUUCGGGGUGCUACCAAAACUAUUGCAUUAUUAUAUACUUAUUUCACGUCUAAUGAACGAUAAAGCUAGAAUGACAAUAGUGAUGACAGCAUAUUCCCCGAACGCUUAUAUCUGAAGACUUGUAUUCAUAAUACUUGAGGUUUUUUGUAAAUAGAUCGAGCAUCUUCUGUAUUAUAAUUUGGAGCGUUUUUUAAGGAUUUUUCGUAAAAAAGAUGAUUUAAAGAUUAUAUUUAUGUGCUUUAUUGUAGUUAUAUCGAUAAGUACAAUGAAGACGCAUAUAAAAUUUUAUGCUCCUACACAUUUAGAAUAAACAGAAAGUUUAUAUUACAUGAUGUUUAUUAAGUUCCUGAUUGAAUUCCCGAUUCCAAAACUAAUGUUGGGACUUCUUUGCGAACAUCGUAUACAGAUGCACAUACGUAUUAUCGAUAGUCACGUGAAUCUUUUUUACUCAGAUUCUUCGAAUUUGGAAUUAAUUCAGUUGUGUUUGAAAUUUAAUAUGAAAGUGGAGAAAUUUA
Messenger RNA from Trachymyrmex cornetzi, 3919 nucleotides. It is a transcript of the gene Su(H), whose product is annotated as recombining binding protein suppressor of hairless. Bases 339 to 1868 code for a protein of 509 amino acids. The transcript is spliced from 2 exons. The record is from RefSeq and is a predicted model, not a curated record. NCBI's taxonomy places the organism in Eukaryota, Metazoa, Arthropoda, Insecta, Hymenoptera, Formicidae. Gene Ontology annotation, biological process: regulation of transcription by RNA polymerase II. Gene Ontology annotation, molecular function: RNA polymerase II cis-regulatory region sequence-specific DNA binding; DNA-binding transcription activator activity, RNA polymerase II-specific. Gene Ontology annotation, cellular component: nucleus.